AUAACAGAAUUCUAGUGAAGUGGACGCCAAGAAACGAAGCUCUACCACCUCUUGCCUUGCAUGGUGUUUUCAUCUCCUCUUCUCUCUCAUCCUCAACAAAUCCUCUCUCUCUCUCUCUCUCUCUCUCUCUCUCUCUCAUCAAAUUAAAAGGUCAUCCUUGUUGCCACCUUCUUUGAAUUAGAAUCCACCACCAAGUACAGUACACUCCUCUCUCUAAGAGUGUUGCCGCAUAGACGGUGAAAAGGGAGUGGUGGCGAAGAUGAAGAAAAGAGCAGAAAUAGAUACAACAGCCCCAUUCCGGUCUGUGAAAGAGGCUGUUAUGUUGUUUGGUGAGAGAGUUCUUGCAGGGGAGGUCUAUGCCAACAAGCUCAAAGAGAUGCAGAAUGAAAUAGAAAGUGAAAAUGGGAAUGACACUUCAACACUCCCAAGUGUUACAGAAGAGCUAGAGGAGACAAAGGAAAGCCUCCAAAAAGCAAAGGAAGAAACUAUGGUAAUGGCAACUUGCCUCUCCUCCUUACAAGAAGAGCUCGAACGGACCAAACACGAGCUUCAACAGCUGAAGGUAAGGGAGGAAUUCGAAAAACAAGCAAUGGAGGCCGAGAUAAAAGGCGUGGACUUAAUCGAUGAUUUGUCAAAAGAAUUCGGUGUCAAAACCAGAAAAUUAAGCAAUGAAGUAGGAGAAGUACUCGAGUUUCAAAAGAAGAGGUACGUGACAUUUGCGAAUCCUCCAUCGUUAGCUCAAGUCAUGGUACCACCAAAAGGUGAUGCAGUGGUGCUAGAAAGACAUCCUUCUCUCAAGAAGAAGAAGAAGAAGCCAUUGAUACCACUAAUCAGUGGCAUUUUUACAAUGAAGAAGAAAGGAAGCUCUGAAAUUGCGUCGCCACGAAGGGCUUGAUUGAUAUAAUUAUGCUAAUGAAAAAUACUAAACCCAAAAUUUUAAUUUUUUUUAAUGGAAAUUUUCAACUUUUAAUUCAAUAAGCAAUAUCUAUGUAUGUCACUGUACUUUCUUUUUCAAUGGAACCCAAUUUCUGUUUGAUUGCUUCUAA
Camellia sinensis is the source of this 1046-nucleotide messenger RNA. Its product is annotated as WEB family protein At1g75720. Gene Ontology annotation, cellular component: cytosol. The record is from RefSeq and is a predicted model, not a curated record. Lineage: Eukaryota; Viridiplantae; Streptophyta; Magnoliopsida; Ericales; Theaceae. Gene Ontology annotation, biological process: chloroplast avoidance movement; chloroplast accumulation movement.